CGUAUACAUUGUCAACAAAGAAACACAUGACAAAGAAGCUUACAAACAAUACCUGUGUCCAUAAGUAUUUCCAUGAUUGUCUCCCUUUUUCUGACUAUAUAAUAUUAAAGUAAAUCAUUUCUUAGAUGGACUACAUACAGAAGAAAUAGGGAUAUUCAUUAUCAGACAGAUAAACAACGAACUACAUUAGAGUAUUAGAAACUAUGUCUAAUAACGAAGUUAAAAGCUCUGUGAUUAUCUCCCUGGAUGAGUCUAAUUACCAUGCACUGCAGGACCAAACAAGAUGUCAAAUUGUGGAACAAACUUUGUAUGAUGAAGAUUGGAGUUGUAAAUCAGAUCUAGAGGCACAAAUGAUAACACAUACAGGGAUUCAACCUUUUAAAUUUGCUGGAGAUAUCACAGCAGAUAGUGAUUCAAUAAAUGCCCAGCUGCACGGAAAAGUGAGAACACAAACAUCGGAUAGACCAUUUAUAUGUGGUGUGUGUAAUAAAACCUUUAGUCGGCAACCUUAUUUAUUACAACACAUAAAAAUACACACCGCUGAUAAACCUUAUAAAUGUGAUAUAUGUUGUAAAGGGUUUAUUCAUAAAGCAAACUUAAUUAAACACAUAGAAACACAUAAUGGAAAAAAUAAACCUUUUAAAUGUGAUGUAUGUGGUAAAGGAUAUAGUUUGAGUGAUGGUUUAAAGUUUCACAUCAAGAGAACACAUACUGGAAAGAAACCUCAUGAAUGUGAUGUAUGUGGUAAAGAUUUUCGAGGUAGAGACAACCUAACUGCACACAUGAGGAUACAUACUGGUGAUAAACCUUAUAAAUGUGAUGCAUGUUUUAAAGUUUUUAAUCACAAAGGAAACUUUGAUAAACACAUACAAAUACAUACUGGCGAUAAACCUUAUAAAUGUGAUGUUUGCGGUAAUGGAUUCAGUCAAAGAAGCAGCUUAACUAGACACAUGGGAAAACAUACUGGUGAUAAACCUUAUGAAUGUGAUAUUUGCUGUAAAGGGUUCAAUCAAAGUGGCACUUUAACUUCACAUAUGAGAACACAUACUGGUGAUAAACCUUAUGAAUGUGAUAUUUGCUAUAAAGUGUUCAAUCAAAGAAGCAUCUUAACUACACACAUGAGAACACAUACUGGUGAUAAACCUUACGAAUGUGAUAUUUGCUGUCAAGUGUUCAAUCAAAGGACCAGCUUAACUACACACAUGAGAAAACAUACUGGUGAUAAACCUUAUAAAUGUGAUAUUUGCUGUAAAGUGUUCAAUCAAAGAAGCAUCUUAACUACGCACAUGAGAAAACAUACUGAUGGUUAACCUUAUAAAUGUAAAGUCUGUGGACAUACAUUCAUGGCUGACCAUAAUUUACAGAACAACAUGACAACACACACUGGACUGAAUGGACAGUAAAUAUAAAAAAGGAGAUGUGGUUUGAUUGCAAAUGAGACAACUAUCUAUCAAAGUGGAUAUAAUCAAUUAUAUGCAACCGUGCAGCCUUCAACACUGAGAAAAACACAUACUGUAUAGACGGCCAAUAAAGGCCAUGACAUAACAAACUACAGUCGAACUGGGUACAUUAAUACUCUUGUUUUUUGUGGUAAGGGUGAGCAGCUUUGACAUCCAGUAGCCCUCAAUUUUCAUAUAUACGUAUAUAUAUUUCAAAAUACGUGUGUAUUUAAAAAUACUAACGUUUUAUAUAUUUUUAACAAAAAUAAUACCUAUGUUCAUAAUGUAUUACGCUAUAUCAUGGAGUUUAGAUAUAUUUGACAAUUACCAGCUGCAUUUACCAUGUUUACUACCGUAGUUAUAACUAUUUUUUAAUCACAUCUUUGGUGAAUAAUAACAUCUUUUUUUAGCAGUUUCAGAUUCGUACAUUUAUUAUGAAGUUUGAACGAUUCAAGAUGCUCAUCCGUACCACUCAGUACAUAGAAAGUGAUCCCCAGAAAGUUAACCGUUUUUUUUUUAUUUCCAUUUCCUGAAAUUGACUAUAGUAAGUUCAUAAACACAAUCAAUAAAAUUUUGAUGACUUAUUUCCAAUGAUUUAAUGUUUUUCAACAUUAUGUGUACUGCCUUGUGCAUGUUAGUCAAGGGUUUGCAUAAAAUAAAUAUUAUUUUUUUGUAUUGGUUAUAAUUCAUUUAAACAACUAGAUUGCAUAUUCAUCAUGUUCAUAAUAUUGAAUUGAUCAUACUUUUUACUUGGAAUCACAAUAUGGACAGGUGGAAAUGAAUGAACCAACAUGAGCUUGUAGUGUAUUUAAAUUGAAUCCACACGAGUUGUGGUGUAUUUUAAAUGUAAUCCACACGAGUUGUGGGGUAGUGUAAAUGUAAUUCACACAAGUUGUGGGAUAAUGUAAAUGUAAUCCACACGAGUUGUGGUGUAUUUUAAAUGUAAUCCACACGAAUUGUGGGCGAAGUGUAAAUUUAAUCCACAGAAGUUGUAAUGUAUAUUAAUUUUAAUACACACGAGUUGAAGUGCAUUUUAAAUCUAGUUCACUAUUUUCACAUAAGUUGUAUUUUAGAAUUUAAUCCCCUUAAGUUGUAGUGUAAUUUUAGAUUUAAUCCCCUGAAGUUGUCAUGUGUUCUAAAAGUAAUCAACAUGAGUUGUAGUGUAUUUUUGAAUAUAUUCCCUUGAGUUAUAGAGUAUUUUAAAUCUGGUUCACAUGAGUUUACGUGUAUUUUAAAUCUAAUUCACCAUGUUCACAUAUACGUUGUAGUGUAUUUUACUCUAAUGUUCAUGAGUUGUAGUGCAUCUUUAAUUUAAUAAACAUGAGUUGUA
Messenger RNA from Mytilus californianus (California mussel), 2769 nucleotides. RefSeq names its product zinc finger protein OZF-like. Gene Ontology annotation, biological process: regulation of transcription by RNA polymerase II. Lineage: Eukaryota; Metazoa; Mollusca; Bivalvia; Mytilida; Mytilidae. The transcript is spliced from 2 exons. The record is from RefSeq and is a predicted model, not a curated record. Gene Ontology annotation, molecular function: DNA-binding transcription factor activity; RNA polymerase II cis-regulatory region sequence-specific DNA binding. Bases 204 to 1310 code for a protein of 368 amino acids.